Molecule: messenger RNA, 684 nt
Organism: Miscanthus lutarioriparius
Lineage: Eukaryota; Viridiplantae; Streptophyta; Magnoliopsida; Poales; Poaceae
Source: the annotation of a GenBank genome assembly
AUGGGGUUGUUCUUCUCCCGCGAAGGACGCUCGGGCUUCUCCCGCGCCUCCACCGCGGAGGAGGUCACCGCCGGCGUCGAUGGCCACGGCCUGGUCGCCAUCAUCACAGGGGCGUCCAGUGGCAUCGGGCUGGAGACGGCGCGGGUCAUGGCGCUGCGCGGCGUUCACAUCAUCAUGGCCGUCCUCAAUGUUUCCGCCGGGCUCGCGGCCAAGGAGGCCAUCGUGGCCAAGGUCCCGGGAGCGAGAGUCAACGUGCUGGAGCUGGACCUCAGCUCUAUGGCGUCGGUGAGGAGAUUCGCCGCCGAGUUCGAGUCUCUGAACCUGCCCCUAAACAUUCUCAUUUCCAACACUUUCAAAGGCUUCAUGGCUUACUGUCAGUCCAAGCUUGCCAACAUUCUUCAUUCCAGUGAGCUGUCCCGAAUUCUCAAGGAUGAAGGAAUAAAUAUUUCAGCUAAUGCAGUUCAUCCUGGUGUCAUUGUGACCAAGAAUUCCAAGAGCAUGCCUAUCGUCCAUGCUCUAAUGGUCUCCUUUGGCAGAAUCUUCGGUAGAAGCAUAGAUCAGGUUAAGGGAAUAAGCGGGAAGUUCUUUGACAACUGUAACAUAGCAAAACCAAGCUCCCAAGCUUCUGACGCUGAGUUGGCCAAGAAACUCUGGCAAUUCAGCUUGCAAACAGUGUCCUCUUGA